AAAAAACAGCUUAGAAGUACCGACAGAAAAAAAUGUGUCAUAGCCAUGAAGUUGUCGGGUCACUUAACUUCCCUUUGGUGCUCUGAAGAGGCCGCACAUCUUAUAUCAUUACUAAAGUUGCCUGAAGUUAUCAGAUGCCAACCAGAAGAAGAUGAUUUUGCUGAAGCUUGGUGUGAAAGGAGUGCCCUUCCUUUCAGAACAUUGGCUAAGAUUGUAGCAGUGAAAACAUUAACACUGUAUCACGUGUCAGUGGCAAGUGAAAGUGUUGAAGAAUUCCUUUCCUUACUUUGUGAAGUAGUUGAUAAACGUGGCAAUAUAUCUGAAGACAUACGUCUUAGCAAUGCAGAGUCAUCUUGGCUACGACUGACAGCUGGCUGUGCGCUCUUGAAAAUGUCUACUAAUCCUGUUGUGUGGAAGAAAGUCUCAAUACUUCACAUGGCUACAGUCAGUUCUCUCAUACUUGAUGAAAAUGAGAAUGUCUGUGUGCAGUUUGUUAGAAAGUUAUGUCAUCAUCUGGCUAACGAGAACUUCCCUGUUGAUUUCUUUGCUUUCUUUUCUUUGGUUGGCAUGGAGAAACGACAACAUCUUAGAGAUAAAUUUGAAGAUUAUUUCCAUGACUGUGUGAAAGCAAAGUGGGCAGAGAUUGGCAAGAUUUGUGGGAAUUCUAUAGGGAACAUGGAGAACUGUCCAGGCACUGUCAACAAUAUUAUACCAGAAACCAGCAUUAAUGCUGUGAUUGCCUUACUGGCUUAUUAUCCAGAGUUAAAGGAUGUAAAUGAGAUGGUAAUAAAGAAAGAGAUUUGUGCUUGUCUUAAAUUCUUCUGGGGUCUGAUGCUUCUUCAUAAAUUCAGCACUGUACAUCCAUCAGUGAGCUCUUACAAGGAGUUUCUGGACAAAAUCAAGAGGAGUGUUAGCUCUAUUGACCCUGAUGAUGAACAAGCAACUGAGCGAUUGCGUGUGGUUGCCCUUCUGGCAGGUGCAACUCUACAAGGAGCAUGUCGACAAGUAAACAGGUCUGGAACAGAGAAAGUCAUCCUCACACCAAACACCAAAUAUUAUUUAAUAAGCUGAUCACAAUGUCAAGUGGA
This is a messenger RNA of Schistocerca piceifrons (Central American locust), 1088 nucleotides long. RefSeq lists its product as uncharacterized. NCBI's taxonomy places the organism in Eukaryota, Metazoa, Arthropoda, Insecta, Orthoptera, Acrididae. The transcript has 7 exons. The record is from RefSeq and is a predicted model, not a curated record. The coding region runs from base 46 to 1071 and encodes 341 amino acids.